AUGAACAGGAUUACUGGCAUGAGUUUGUCACCUGAGAUCACCUUCUACGAGGAGAGGAACUUCCAGGGUCGUUCCUAUGAGUGCAUGAACGACUGCAAUGACAUGUCCUCCUACCUCGCCCACUGCCGCUCCUGCAGGGUGGAGAGUGGCUGCUGGAUGAUCUAUGAGACCUCCAGCUUCAUGGGCACCCAGUACUUCCUCAGGAGGGGCGAGUACCCCGAGUUUAUGAGAAUGGGAAUGAGCGACAUCCGCUCCUGCCGCCUGAUCCCCAUGUAUAGAGGAAAUUACAGAGUGAGGAUCUACGAGAGGGACAACUUUGGUGGUCAGAUGCACGAGAUGAUGGAUGACUGCGACUCUAUCAUGGAUCGCUACCGUAUGUCCGAGUGUAAUUCCUGCCACGUGAUGGAUGGUCACUGGCUCAUGUAUGAGCAGCCCCACUACAGAGGAAGGAUGUCGUACUUCUCUCCUGGAGAGUACAGAAGCUUCAGCAACAUGGGCUACAGAUUCAUGAGCAUUAGGCGCAUCACUGACGUGUGUUAA
Molecule: messenger RNA, 540 nt
Organism: Engraulis encrasicolus (European anchovy)
Lineage: Eukaryota; Metazoa; Chordata; Actinopteri; Clupeiformes; Engraulidae
Product: gamma-crystallin M3-like
Exons: 3
Coding region: 1-540 (179 amino acids)
Biological process (GO): visual perception; lens development in camera-type eye
Molecular function (GO): structural constituent of eye lens
Source: RefSeq, a predicted model, not a curated record